AUGUCGCCUGCUCUCACAAUCACACCCGAUACCGCGACAGCCAUUGGAAGGUCAAUGAAAAGUUGGGGUACUCCUCUGCCUACGAGAAAGCUCUCUCCUCACGAGGAUGUUCAUUUUGACAAGGCCCUGAAGCCUCGUGCUUAUGAGAUGGCUGGCACAGACAAAGCGUCCAAGGUCUUGUUUCUAAAUGUUCAAAUUCUGGAUUCCACUGGAGCCGAACCUUUCAAAGGCGACGUGUACAUCGAAGGUGCUCAUAUACGGUAUGUUGGGACCGUUCCGGGAAUCGAAAAGCUUCGACUGGACCCCAGCGUCAAGGUGAUCCAAGGUGCUGGGAGAACUCUCAUGUCUGGCUUGGGGGAUGCCCAUACCCACUUGACAUGGAAUGGAGGCGCAAUAGAAAACCUGGGCAAUCUUGGAGUCGAGGAACAUACACUGACCACGGCUCGGUCGGCGAUGAUGUAUCUGGACUCUGGAUAUACCAUGUGCUAUGGAGCCGCCUCAGCCAAGGAACGCCUGGAUUGUGUUGUCCGCGAUGCCAUCAACCGGGGAAUUUUGCCAGGGCCGCGAUAUCUAGCAAACGGCAAAGAAAUUGCUCGAAGGGGAGGAGAGCUCGCACCAGGAAUCACGGCCUUUGCGGACGGCCCACUGGAGAUGCGAGAGGUCAUCCGGAACCAUGCGAAAAUCGGCGUUGACCAGGUUAAGUUGAGCAUGUCAGGGGAGGAGAUAUUGGAGAGCCGGGCAGCCAAAGACUGCUAUUACACGGAUGAGGAAACGGCAGCUUGUGUUGACGAAGCACACCGACAAGGCCUUAGAGUCUGCUCCCAUGCCCGGUCCCGCGACUCGAUCGCUCAGUGCGUCAGGCACGGUGUGGACGUGAUCUACCAUGCUAGCUACAUCGAUGAAAAGACAAUGGAUGAGCUCGAACAGAAGAAAGAUAGGCACAUUGUCGCACCAGGUCUGAACUGGCUGUAUGCGACUGUCUACGAAGCAGGCCCUUUCGGCUAUUCAUUCAAUCAGGCUGAAAAGGCCGGGUAUAAAAACGAGCUGGAGGUAACAAUCAAAGCCUGCAAGGAAAUGCAUCAGCGAGGGAUUACCAUUCUUCCAGGCGGGGACUAUGGCUUUGCCUGGACUCCCCAUGGUACUUAUGCCAGAGACCUAGGGCAUUUCGUCAAACUACUCGAUUUUACACCGAUGGAGGCUAUCAUUGCUGCCACAGCUGGAGUGGCGAAACUGUUUAUGGAGGAAAGCCAGCUGGGCAAGAUCAAGCCGGGUUACUAUGCAGACUGUAUCUUGGUGGAUGGACAGCCGCUUCAAGAUAUCAGUGUCUUGCAAGACCAUGAUCGGCUAAAUGUCAUCAUGAUUAAUGGGCGGAUCCAUAAAGCAUCGCACCGCGAUUUUGAAAGCACUACGGCUAUAGAUGCCACUCAGGACGAACCGAUAGAGCAUGAGGAGUUCUCCAACUACAUCACUUACCUAGAUGACCAGAACAAGCCUCAUAUCACCCCCUUGGCCAUGCUUUCCGGGGCGCCGGUCAGCUCUUUGUAUCAGGUAAUCGAGCUUCAAAAUGCGGUUGUUCCUAUGGGCGAGCCUUUCGCUUUGGAUAGUGUACGGAUUCAGCCGCCACUUAACGACCGUGACAUUCUGGCCGUGGGUAAGAACUAUGCAGAUCACGCAGUCGAAUUCAACAAGAGCGGAUACGACUCGAGUGACAAGAUUGAUCAACCCUCCCAUCCGGUAAUCUUCACCAAGCGAGCGACCAGCAUUAUCGCCAGUGGCGAGGAUAUUUAUCCCCACCCAGAGUUCACCACGACACUAGACUACGAAGGAGAAAUUGGUGUGAUUGUCGGUCGGCCAGGGUUCCAGAUCUCGGAAGAAGAGGCUAUGGAUUAUAUUUGGGGAUAUACCAUCAUCAAUGAUGUCACCGCACGUGAGAGACAGAGAGACCAUAAGCAGUUUUACCUGGGCAAAUCGGCCGAUUCUUUCUGUCCAAUGGGUCCGAUUGCUGUACCAGCGGCACACCUCCCCAAGAAGCUGCGCGUGCAAACGUUUGUCAAUGGCAAUAAACGCCAGGAUGCAACUACAGAGGAUCUUAUCUUUUCUAUUCCCCGGCUUAUCAAGACUCUUUCCGAGGCCAUUACUCUUCGAGCCGGGGAUAUCGUGGCAACCGGAACUCCUGCUGGAGUGGGAUUUGGGCAGAACCCGGCUAGCUUCCUCAAGACCGGAGAUAAAGUUGAGGUAUCUGUCACCGGGCUUGGUCGUCUCUGUAAUGUUAUUGGGUCUCCCUCAUCGGACAACGCCGUGGCUUCACGAGUUCCCCUUGAGACCCAUCUUGCCAAUCUUAACAUCGAACGCACUUUGAAUGGUACAGGGUUGACAAAUGUGGGCGGAAAGCAUGUCCAUGUUCGCAAGAUGGGCCAUGGACCUGAAGUUGCUGUCUUUGUUCAUGGUCUCGGUGGAACCGGUGAAUACUUCACGCCCAUUAUCAAAUCUAGAGACUUUGAGUCUCGGUAUACAAGUUAUGUUUACGACCUGGAGGGCCACGGAUUGACGCCCACAAACAUCGCAUCCAAAGUCACGAUUGAAAGUCUCGCGGACGAUCUAGCAAAUAUCGUCACUUACACGGGUUCCACCAAGCCCAUUACACUCAUAAGCCACUCACUCGGCUGCAUGAUCGCAAUGAGCUAUGCUAUCCAAAACCCCGAAAAGAUCGACAAGCUUAUACUUAUGGGGCCCGUUGCGCCCCCUCUACCCCCUGCCAACCGUACAGCCAUCGCAAGCCGUGCUCUCGCUGUGCGAUCCAAAGGCCUCCUUGGCUCGGGAACGGCCGAUGCCGUGAGUGAUGCGGGCACAUCCAACGCCACGAAAAUGUUUCAGCCGGUUGCAUAUGCUGCUGUCCGGUCAUCACUUCUUUCGCAAAUCCCAGAAGGAUACGCGAAAGCGUGUAUGGCACUGGUAGAGGCCGAGGCGUUGGAAAUCGAGAAGCUCACAAUGCCUACUUUGGUUCUGACGGGAGAUGAGGACAAAACGUCGCCAGUCGCGUCGGCUGGAAAGUUGUGCGAGCGUCUUCCGGAUUCACGAUUUGAAGUUCUACCAUGCACUGGACACUGGCAUGUGUAUGAGAAUCCGGACGGUGUGUCAAGGGCGAUCAAGUUGUUUGCCUGA
Messenger RNA from Aspergillus wentii DTO 134E9, 3162 nucleotides. RefSeq lists its product as uncharacterized. The transcript has 16 exons. Bases 1 to 3162 code for a protein of 1053 amino acids. Gene Ontology annotation, molecular function: hydrolase activity, acting on carbon-nitrogen (but not peptide) bonds. NCBI's taxonomy places the organism in Eukaryota, Fungi, Ascomycota, Eurotiomycetes, Eurotiales, Aspergillaceae. The record is from RefSeq and is a predicted model, not a curated record.